AUGGCUUCUGGAAGGCUCAUUAAAUUUGUGGUUUUUGAGCUUCUAGAGUUUGCUGCUUUCUCUGUCCCUACACUUGUGAUCACGGAACAGUUUGCCACCGCCUACCAACGAACAAGGGCCAGGUCCGACAACACACACUACUGGCUGAUCGUCUCCUGUUCUAUUGCCUAUGUUGCGUUGGUGACUCUUCUGAUAUGGGUUCCUGUAAAAGUUCUCCUGCAUAAGAAGCGUUAUCUUUACAAAAAGAUCAAAGGAUGGAGACCCGUUCUGAUGAUGUGUGUGGUCCUCACCACACUGCCCUCCCUCACCUUUUCCAUAGCAGUGACUGAGGUUCAGAAGAGCAUUAAUGGGUCCCCUGAUGUCUUACCUGAUAGGUUACCUGACCUGCCGGUAUCUUUGGUUCUGUUUUCCCUGAUCAUGGUUGAUAUUAUUGAAAAACUCAGGAUAUAUCCUCUUAGAGGGUAUCAAAAGAGUAGUCAAAAUGGACACAUCUAUUCAACCUCUUUGCAACAAAUAAAAACUGUGACAGAGCAAGUGAGGCAAAGUCCAGACAACGCUGCAUCUCCCCAGGCAACCGGCAGCACUCAGGUGUCCCAGCCAUCAGGAGCCAGGACGCAGAGCCAGGUGUCUGUGUUCAUGGGGCCCCAGGAGCCCUCCUGUGACUCGGGAAUUCUGAGAACCAUGUCCCGGGGAGAUGACCGGGCAGAGAUAGUCUUAUGGAGCUUUCUCCUGUGGUCUGACACGAUAGAAAUGGUGCGUGUGGCUGGUCACUCCAAUGUGUACAAGUCAAGCUGGCUAUACCCAGUCUACAUUUUCAGUUUUAUUUCUCUCCUUCGAAUUACAUUCACUCCCCAAAACCCUCUUCUCAAUUCCCUGGGCAUCCUGCUGCAAGAUUUACCAUUUGUUUUUGUUAGACUUGCUUUAAUCAUUGCGCUUGGGACCAUCACACCUGUACUGGGCCUGUGUAAAAAUGUCCUCGUGACUCUCUCUUAUAUUUACUUCAAUUACGUAACCAGACUCAGGUCUUUUUCUGCCUUUGAAAUGUCUCCAUUUUAAAAAGAAA
Saimiri boliviensis boliviensis (Bolivian squirrel monkey) is the source of this 1063-nucleotide messenger RNA. RefSeq names its product transmembrane protein 236 (gene TMEM236). Lineage: Eukaryota; Metazoa; Chordata; Mammalia; Primates; Cebidae. The record is from RefSeq and is a predicted model, not a curated record.